Molecule: messenger RNA, 2235 nt
Organism: Boeremia exigua
Lineage: Eukaryota; Fungi; Ascomycota; Dothideomycetes; Pleosporales; Didymellaceae
Product: major facilitator superfamily domain-containing protein
Exons: 2
Coding region: 456-2048 (530 amino acids)
Biological process (GO): transmembrane transport
Molecular function (GO): transmembrane transporter activity
Source: RefSeq, a predicted model, not a curated record
CAAUUCGGUUCAAGACUUACCGAUCUCGGACGGCAAUAAAAGUUAUUCCCGGAUAACGGUCUGCGCCUUCCUCUUCUACUUCAUCUGCGGCUGCACCUCGCUGAUGCAGAGCUGCUUUGCGUACAUACACCCUCGACCAUACAAUGCCCCUGUUGUAUCGCAAUUGGAUAGCAGCUGAUAAGAGUGCCGAAUGAGUGUGUCGUUGCAAGAGUCACAAGCACAGUUACCGGAUAUGUAUCCAAUGUGGCGCGUGUGCUUUCAACUACAGAAUGCGCAUCUCCACUUUCCGGCACUAGCUCUGCACCUUGGUAGGCUGCAGAAUCCAUUAAAGAAUCAGGUGGCCCAGACUAUUGAUCUGCGCAGCCGUGCAUCUGUCAGCACAAGUCGAACCCUCACAGAUCGCACGAUUAUUUCUUAUCUCAUGAUCUAUCUCCGCGACGACUUAGUCCAAACCAAUGUUGACAUCUGAAAAGAACAAAGAGGUGGAGCAUGAAAGAGAUACAUCACUAGAACUGGAUGUUGAGGAAAAUGGCCCACGCCAGACCUUGCAACGGCAGGUCUCUGGACCUCCGUAUUCGGUGUUCAGUUCGCGAAUGAAGAUAUGGAUCAUCUUCCUCGUCUCGAUAUCGGCACUGAUCUCGCCAUUUGGCGCAACGCUGGUGCUCCCCGCGCUCAACGUCCUUACAGACGUGCUAGAUAUUACGCCCACUAAGGCUAACAUAUCAAUCACUACCUACAUGAUCGCCCAAGCCAUCGCUCCAGCCAUAAUCGGUGCUAUGUCAGACACAAGUGGCCGGAGACUGUCUUUCAUCCUCUGCUACAUCAUCUACAUUGUCGCCAAUGUUGGACUGGCCUUACAGACCAACUACGUAGCUCUGUUGAUCUUACGUAUGGUACAGGCCGUGGGCUGUAGUGCUGCCAUUUCCCUUGCAUUCGCCAUUGUAUCGGAUAUAGCGACCUCUGCCGAGCGUGGAAAGUACAUGGGUUAUGCGGGCGCGGGUAUCUUGUGUGGUCCAGCAUUUGGGCCAACCAUUGGUGGUAUACUGGCGCAAUUUCUGGGAUGGCGAUCAAUAUUCUGGUUUCUUGCAAUCUUCGCUGGUGUACUGCUCGUCCUCUUCACUUUCCUUUUCCCUGAGACCUGCAGGAAUGUGGUAGGCAACGGAUCAAUACCUGCACGAGGCAUCAACCGGUCCGUAAUCAGUUGCAUCCAGCAGCGCAAACUUGCCAAGCAGUCCACUCUCGCCGAGGAAGGCCAGGAGAGCAACGCAGACGCUCCGCCAGCAAGACCCAAGAUCUCGUUGAACCCGCUCGCUACCUUUAGCAUUUUUACCGAGAAAGAGUCUUGUAUAAUACUCCUGUAUAAUGGAUUCUUCUUCACAGGUAUGAUGAUCACGACAUCAUCUAUUCCUGACCUUUUCAAGACGGCGUACAACCUCAACGAACUGGACAUAGGGCUCUGCUACAUUGCAAGCGGCAUCGGCUCCCUCAUCUCAUCUCUGUCCAUGGGUCACGUCGUCGACUGGAACUUCAGACGCCAUGCUGCCCGCCUGAAUAUGCCUAUCUCUAAGGGCAAACAGCAAGACCUUGGUGAUUUUCCAAUCGAGCGAGUGAAGCUCGAAAUUGUCCUACCUGGACAUGUAAUCGGCAUCUUGGGACUGAUCAUGUUUGGCUGGACUGUCAAGUUUCAGACACAUCUAGCCGGUCCCGAGAUUGCAUUGUUCAUCACGGGCUUUGGCAUCUCGACUGCGUUCAACAUUACGAAUGGACUGCUCAUUGAUCUCCACCGCGAUAAGCCUGCUGCGGCGACAGCAGCAGUGAAUUUUGCCAGAUGUCUGAUGAGCGCAGGGGGGUCGGCAGCGAUCAUUCCAAUGUGUAGAGCCAUGAAUCCGGGCUGGGCAUUCACGUUUGUUGGAUUAGUGUAUGUAGUAUUGAUCGGCGUGGUUGUAUGGAUUAUGCGGAAUGGAUUGCGGUGGAGGCAGGAUGCGGCUGAGGCGUCGAGGCUCAAGAUCGAUGGACAUAAGGAGGCAAUUGCGCAAGAUCGUGCUUAGUAGCGGUUCGACUGUAAGACAUGUGUUCUUGAGACUCGGUUUUCGGGGCUGGCUGCUGCAGUGAGCUUCUGUACUGAACCCAGGAAUUUCCUACCAGCCACUUGGCACUUCUGUAGAAACUACACCAUCAGCCAUGUAAACACUACCGAAUCAUUCUGUUUAGCUAACAUAGUCCAACGAGAAAGAC